Dovyalis caffra is the source of this 2604-nucleotide messenger RNA. The record is from the annotation of a GenBank genome assembly. Lineage: Eukaryota; Viridiplantae; Streptophyta; Magnoliopsida; Malpighiales; Salicaceae.
AUGACGAGUGAAACAUUGCUUGUUAAAGGCAACAAAGUAGAAGUCACCAGUGAUGAAGAAGGGUUUGGGGGAGCAUGGUACAUUGCAACAAUAGUAAAAACUUCUUCAAAAGCACAGAAAGGCAAGAUCUUGGUUGAGUACGAGUCAUUACUUGCUGAUGAUGAAAAGAGUCCGUUGAAAGAGUACAUUGAUGCUUCCUUGAUUAGGCCUUUGCCACCAGAAGCCAAAAAGUUCAAACCUUUUGAAGUUUUUGAUGUUGUUGACACUUUUUUCAAGGAUGGCUGGUGGAAAGGUGUUAUUUCUGAAGUUCGUGAUUUGGGAGGGGAGGACGAUAAGAAGACCGCGGCAUACACUGUUGUUUUUGAAAACCCACCUGACCAAAUUGAGGUUGGACCUUCAAGUUUGAGGCUUCACUUCGAUUGGUUUGGUGGUUCAUGGGUUAAACCCAGAAAACAAAAGAGAAUGAAAGGGUUGAAGUUUAGCAAAGGAAUGGUUGUAGUAGUGAAUAUUGAUGAAGGAAGUUCAAGUAAUGAUUGGUUUGAAGCAGUUGUUCUUGAAGAGGUAGGCUUCAAUUCUUUCCUGGUGAAGCUGAGUAAUUCCGAAGAUGACAAUGGCCUUAUGAAACUAGUAGUAGAUUCCUUCCACAUCAGACCUCCGCUUCCUAACUUGGAGUCAGAAAAUUUUGAACUCUUGGACAAAGUAUAUGUUUUAUACUGCUCAGGUUGGAGGCUUGGCUUCAUCAACAAAAUUCUUACUGAGGGAAGGUUUAGUGUCAUGCUGAAGCAUUUAAAGGUGGAAAAGGAAUUCUUUCACUCGGACAUAAGGCCAAGCAUGGAUUUCGUAAAUGGCAGCUGGGUUCAUUAUCACAAGGGGGCUCUUUUUCAGGACACAAUGAAUGGCGGUUAUAGUCAAGAAUACCCAUCACUUGCGAACAAUAAUGCCAAUAGUCUUGAGAUAGCUGUUCAGCUCGAAAGUUCAAGUGCUGCCAUGUAUGACAAUAAUGAGAAUACUCCUUGUACAAAUUCAGAGAAGAAUCCAAUGCAGCACUCGUUCUCUUAUGGUGCAACUUACCCCCGUAAAAGAAGAGUUCUGACUGCUUGUAAGAAAGUAAAGAAGACUUCACCUAGCAGUGAGCCUACUCUCUUAACCCUUCGCAAGAAGUCUAGAUUGGACAAAUGUGCCAACUAUUUAUCUUCCCUAGAAUGUAGUGCAAAGUUAUUACCGGUUGAGACACCCAACCAAGGAGCAGAAGUCUCCAGUACCUCACAAACAGAACACGCAAUGAAUCAUGUGGCUUACCAGCAGCCUAUCAGUGAAUAUGAGAGCCCUUUCAGUCAAAAGAAUGACGAGACUAACCAACAAGAAAAUGUACUUGAGGAUGAAAUGAUGAUUUCUGCAGAAGUGGGAAGCACACAACCAAGUUCACAACUUACAAGCCAGCUGGUCCAAACAGCAGGUGUACUGAUGCUGGAGACCAAUCAACCUGAAACUGGAGUCGAGGAUGAAAUGAUGGUUUCAGUGGAAGAUGGUGGAGUGUCACCACAUUCACAAGCUAAAAGCCAGGUGGUUCAAACAGCUGAUGUACUAGUUCAGGAGGCUAAUCAACAAGAAACGGAAUUGGAGGAUGAAACAAUGAUUUCUGUGGAGGAGCAGAUGCCACCGUGUUCACAAGUUGAGGGCCAGCUGGUUCAAAUAGCAGGUGUAAAAAUGCAGGAGACCCAUCAACUUGGAACUGGUAUUGAAGAUGAGACCAUGAUUUCUGCAGAAGAUGGGGGAAUGCAAACACAUUUACAAGUUACAAGUCAGCUGGAUCUAACUGCAGUUGAAGAGCAUAAUGUUGCUGGAGUUGGUGCAAUUAACACGGACUUAGAAAAUCCUGCAUCUAAAGAAUUUAAAUUGCCUACAGGGCUUGUGGAGUCUGUUGGUAUGUUGGUCUGUCAACGUGAGACUCUGGACAUGAGACAGCAAGUAGAAAUGAUCGCCCAAUAUCCUCAAAUGGAUGCCUCGGUCGAUGGUGAGCUAGCAGAGCAUCAACUGGUGCCAUUUCUGAGGAACUCACCUGUUUGGGACAUGGUUGAAUCACUGGAAGUUUUCCAAAGAAUGCCCCAGAAACCACAUUUCAAUCCUUUGGUCAAAUGCAAAGAGUUUGAUCGUGAAGGAUCUGCAAUUGGAAAGAUGGUGCAAUUUGCCACAGUGGUUGAGAAGACUUCUGAGUUGCAACUGGGUGACCCUCUUACUGUUUUCAAUAGCUAUUUGGAAACUCUUGCUGACCUGAAAAGCUAUGGAUUUGAUGUCGAGGCAGUAGUUUAUCGUAUUAAUGGUCUAUUGUCAAUCAAAGAAAGCCAAGAACAGCUUCAGAGUACAUCAAAACAAGUUGAGAUUCAGAUUGCAGAGUGUACUCGUGACAGAACCAAAUUGGAAGAGGAUAUCGAGGCAGUCAACAAGAAGAUACGCAAACUAGAAGAGGAGCGAGGAUUGGCCUUGUCAAUGAAGGAGAGCAGAGAGUCAGAGAUUACUAACUUGCAAAUGCAGUCCAGUGGUAUCAGUGCAGACAUUUCAAAGGCUAUUCUUGAUUUUGAAGCUCUAGCUACUGCCUCUUGGUGA